Molecule: messenger RNA, 2625 nt
Organism: Phodopus roborovskii (desert hamster)
Lineage: Eukaryota; Metazoa; Chordata; Mammalia; Rodentia; Cricetidae
Gene: Dtx2
Product: deltex E3 ubiquitin ligase 2
Exons: 11
Coding region: 394-2253 (619 amino acids)
Biological process (GO): protein ubiquitination; Notch signaling pathway
Cellular component (GO): nucleoplasm
Molecular function (GO): zinc ion binding; ubiquitin protein ligase activity
Source: RefSeq, a predicted model, not a curated record
GGCGCUGGGAGGCUGCGACGCCGAGUUUCACUCCGGCUGCCUCCCGCUCGUAGUCGGAGCUAUAGUCGGGGGCUUCUUGCCAGGCCGAGCCCGAGCUGAAGCCGGAGGUCGGCGGUCCUCUCCACCUGUCCCCUCUGCUUCCCUCAGACUCGGUACCUCGGGAUUGGUGUGGCUGAGUCAGCAAGCCCUCAGAUUUGCCGGGUUUUUGUUGUUUGCCAUUCAUAUCAAGAUGGGAACUCAGACAAGUUAUUGCUCCUGAAGAUCUGGUGCCUCCAUCAAGAAGGGACAGUUUGGUGCCAGUCCGUCAAGUGAGAGGAGAUCCCCUGGAGGUACUGGGCAAUGAACCUGAGCCUGCAACCCAGAGUGGUCUGAAGUCUUCAGGGAAAGCAGAAGAUGGCCAUGGCCCCAAGCUCGUCUCUGCCGCAGGUGUACCCCAGCCCUGUGGUGGUGGCUGUGUGGGAAUGGCAGGAUGGGCUUGGCACUUGGCAUCCCUACAGUGCCACUGUCUGCUCCUUCAUUGAGCAGCAGUUUGUCCAGCAGAAGGGCCAGCGUUUCGGACUGGGGAGCCUGGCCCACAGCAUCCCCUUAGGCCAGGCUGACCCUUCACUGGCCCCUUACAUCAUCGACCUCCCCAGCUGGACUCAGUUCCGCCAGGAUACUGGCACCAUGAGGUCUGUGCGCAGGCACCUGUUCUCACAGAAUUCUGCCCCAGGUCAGGGCAUCAUCUGGGAGUGGCUGGGUGAUGACGGAUCCUGGAUCGCUUAUGAAGCUAGUGUCUGUGACUAUCUGGAACAGCAAGUAAGCCGUGGCAUCCAGGUCGUGGACUUGGCCCCACUGGGCUACAACUACACUGUCAACUAUGCCACCCUAACGCAAACCAACAAGACUUCCAGCUUCUGCCGGAAUGUGCGACGCCAAGUGGGGCCAGUUUACCCAGUGACUUCAGUCAUCGCUCCCCCAGGCCACAUGGGACUCGUCUGUUCUUGCCAACAGUGCCUCCAUGGUAGUGGAACUGGCCCUGUGUCAGGUCGCUACCGACACUCCAUGACCAACCUGCCUGCGUACCCUGCCCCCCAGGCACCCCACCGGACCGCUACUGUCUUUGGGGCCCACCAGGCCUUUGCUCCAUACAAUAAACCUUCACUGUCUGGGGCUAGGUCUGCACCCAGGCUGAACACCACCAACCCCUGGGGCGCAACACCUCCUGUUCCAGGCAACCAGUCCUUGUUCCACUCUAGCCUCUCCCACCUGGGGCCACAGCUCCUGCCCUCAGGACCGUCCACCUCCAGUGGAGCCAGUGCCUCCUUCCCCAGCGGUCCCUCCUCCAGCAGCCCAGGGAGUGCCCCGACCACUGUGCCCGUGCAGAUGCCAAAGCCCAGCAGGGUCCAGCAAGCGCUUGCAGGCAUGACGAGUGUGCUGUCAGCCAUUGGACUCCCUGUGUGUCUUAGCCGCGCACCCCGGCCCACCGGCCCUCCUGCCUCCCGUCCGGCCUCUAAAGGUCACAGCUCAGUUAAGAGGCUGAGGAAAAUGUCCGUGAAAGAAGGGACGCCUAAGCCUGAUCCAGAGCACGUGAUCAGAAAGUACACUGAGGAGCUGAAAAUAGCCCCCGAUGAGGACUGCAUCAUCUGUAUGGAGAAACUGGCUGUGGCUUCUGGGUACAGCGAUGUGACUGACAGCAGGACCCUUGGGCCCAUGGCUGUGGGACGCCUCAGCAAGUGCAGCCACACCUUCCACCUGCUGUGCCUACUGGCCAUGUACUGCAAUGGGAACAAGGAUGGGAGUUUGCAGUGUCCAUCCUGCAAAACCAUCUAUGGGGAGAAGACUGGAACGCAGCCGUGGGGAAAGAUGGAGGUGUUCAGGUUCCAAGUGUCUCUCCCAGGCCAUGAAGACUGCGGGACUAUACUCAUUGUUUACAACAUCCCUCACGGCAUCCAGGGACCGGAGCACCCCAGCCCUGGGAAGCCGUUCACAGCCCGGGGCUUUCCCCGUCAGUGCUACCUGCCAGAUAACCCGCAAGGCCGCAAGGUCCUGGAGCUCCUGAAGGUGGCCUGGAAGAGACGACUCAUCUUUACUGUGGGGACAUCCAAUACCACGGGUGAGACAGACACAGUAGUGUGGAAUGAGAUCCACCACAAGACCGAGAUGGACCGGAACUUGACAGGCCAUGGCUAUCCAGACCCCAACUACCUACAGAACGUGUUGGCGGAGCUGGCUGCCCAGGGAGUAACCGAGGACUGCCUGGAGCAGCAGUGAUCCUUCAGGCCUGCCUCUGUCGACCUCCCCAACAGCCCCUGGGUGGGUGGGCAGGAAGGUGUGCCUUUAUUGAGAGGCAAGAAUGUUUGUUGGGGUGCAGGAUGCGCCCCUCCUAAAGCUGGGGCUUCUCCCUGCCUCUCCUGCCGCCCUCCUGACUGGGCUGGGGUCUGCCUGGAAAAUGGGCACCCUCAGUAUUGUACUUGUGGAGGCUUAAGCUGGAGCUACCUCAGUGCACAGGUGGGAAGGGCCCUUCCAGCCUCAGGUGGGCUGGUGACCCAGCAAGGGGUGAGCAGGGGCUACCCCUCCCAGCUUCUGGUCAGCUUCUCAUACCUCAGAUUUUAUUUGCAAUAAAGACCCUAUAGCCAACAUGUA